AUGGAGAAGGUCUACAGAGAAAAUGAAGGAAAGCCAGAAAAUGAAGGAAACUUAGACAAUGAGGGAAGGCCAGAAGAUGAAGUACAGCCUGAAAAUGAAGGAGAGUCAAAUGAGAAAGAAAAGCUGGAAGUGGAGAGGAAGUCAGAACAGGAACCAGAGGUCCAGAAUGAGAGAAAACCAGACAAUGAGAGACAACCAGCAGAUGAGGGAAAGCAAGAAAAGCAGGCAAGUCUGAAGUUGAGGGAAACCCACUCAGAGAGGGCAAGUAGGAAUCCCAGGCAAAGCCAGAGAGCCAGUUUCACAUUGCUGAAAAGUGCCCUGCUGAAGAUUAUGUGCCCUGAAAGGCAAAAAGAAAAAUGGACAGGAGGACAGAGGAUUCCCCCACAGACUGCAGAUUCUCUGGGUUGUGGCAGUAG
Molecule: messenger RNA, 416 nt
Organism: Rangifer tarandus platyrhynchus (Svalbard reindeer)
Lineage: Eukaryota; Metazoa; Chordata; Mammalia; Artiodactyla; Cervidae
Source: the annotation of a GenBank genome assembly